AUGUAGGCAGGUACUUAUGAGUGUGUAAUACUUCCGCUUUCUCGCGGCCGCUGACUUAAGGAUCGCCCUUGCCUGACUGACCCGACCCAUUCAAGAGUCAUCCUUGUUGUUCUCGUCACCCCGCAUCGCAUCCAGUCGCACACCUAUCGCCAGGUGGUCCUUCUGGGACAGUUUCUAUCGCGUGUUUUGCAAAGCAAAAUACGCCCUCGUCUCACUCCCCUAUCAUUCUUUCACCACGGAAUACAUGUUUCCACUUGAGAAUGCAGGAGUUCGUACCAACACCAAAGGGCACACCUAACAGGCGGCGUGCUCCCACGAGUCGAGGUCGCAAUGGCUCCCAGAAGGUUUAUGCCUCUGAGAACGAUCUUCCGACCUACAAGCCCAACAAUAUCGCGAGCCCGAGCACCCCUCAGAAGCAUGGUUCUGGUAGAUCUGCUGCUCCGCAAAUCCAAUCGACGAAUCAGAAACAAAAAAACAAAGGGAAUAGGAGUCGCAAUGCCAAGAAUGACGUUGUAUCGCCCGGUCGCCGACCGGAUGGCGAAAGCCCGUCUUUCCAGUCUAAGAGGGCACCGGUAAACAUCUUCGCUGGCUCGACGUUUCAUGCAUCUCCCGCGCCAUCUGCAUUACCCCUUCCAAGUUUCCUAGGUUUGUCGAAUGCGGACUCUCCUGCCGUCAAAGACAGGACGCCUGAAUUAGCUCGGGAUUCAACCCCUCCCCAAACGGACUCGGACGAGGGGAGUCAAGUGGACGAGCCUACGCCCCGCCACAGUGACUCUCCCUUGGAGUUUUUUUUUCGCGCAGAUCGAGCUGAAAAGGCUGAAAGGGCGCGGGUUCGCCGAGCUAGCUCAGCAAACACAGACAGUGUUUCAACUGCGUCAUCUGUACCUUUGCAGGACUCCCCUCGUAAGGAAUGCAAUACUUUCCCCAAAACCAUAGCUCAUCGUUCUCUUCGGCGCUCGGGAAUCAUCGAGAACGACCCCUCGGUAGGCAUACCUUCGAGUGAGCUAGAUGGUGAUUCUGGGUUACCUGUAGGUCCUGCAUUCUCGACCCCAUACUCGGAACGAAUUCGAGCGGCUCGUUCAAACUCAGCACAUACAACUCCAACAUUGCAUCGAAACAUGGAUCCGGCUUCUUCUGAGGCUCUGAAACGGUAUCUAUUUACUGGUCAACUCACACCAUCCAGAUCAGAAGAGCUACCGGCCAAACCAGGUCUAUCACAGACAACGCCGCAACCUGUCCAGCAGCAGUAUAGGCCUGGUGCUAGUCAGUACCAGGGUACAUACCAGGCGUCGGAGCGACUACCGUUCCCUAACCAGAGCCUCCCUCGAGGGGCGCCAGCAAACCACGCACUGCAUGCUCAGCCACCAUCAUCUCUCCAUAUCCAUGCUCAACCGAGUCCGCCACCUGAUCACCUUCUCACAUUGGAGGGUAAUCUUCGGCAAAUACUCAAACUCGACGCUCUGAGUUAGCCGCGCUCUUCCAAUGCAACUGCGAGCAUAGGGUUGGAUUUCUUUACGGCGUUAUAAAUGGAUCUUACGAUAUUAUCAUCAGUAUUUACUACUGUGAUUAUGGCUUAUCUCGGCUUCAUUGCUUUUACUCUUUUUUUUCCACUUUUUUAUUCAAACCUAUGGUUUUCUCUAAGAGA
This is a messenger RNA of Xylaria bambusicola, 1645 nucleotides long. RefSeq lists its product as uncharacterized. The transcript is spliced from 2 exons. Bases 261 to 1469 code for a protein of 402 amino acids. Lineage: Eukaryota; Fungi; Ascomycota; Sordariomycetes; Xylariales; Xylariaceae. The record is from RefSeq and is a predicted model, not a curated record.